UGAGUCCGUGUCUCCCUUUUCUUUUACUGUCGAAGGAGAAAGAGACGGGAGAAGGGUCCGCCAUUAUUGGAAGCCGAAUAAUCCCUAAACCAAAGCGCAGCGAUUCGUACUGAAAGGGAGGGCAAAACACUAGCCUGAAAAAAAACAACAACAACUAUUGCUUUUUUUAAAAAUCACACUGCGUCUUUAUGAACAAAACAAACAAACAAACAAACAAACAAAACCCCAGCAAUAUAAGUAAUCGCUAGUACACAACGUGGUGUGCCCGCCGAUGAGGCAUUAUUUGUAAGUAUUUGUACGCCCCCUCUUCUCCAUUAUUUAUGCCGCGGAUGAGGUCUCAAAGGUCAUGAGGAUUUCUAACACCAAGAAAGAAGACAAAAAAACGAAGAUAAAAAAUAUUCCAAAUUGAAAAAGAAAUCGAGAUCGUGUGAACCGUGGGACGAAGCAGAACAGGAAAUAACGAGAUUGUGUGUUUGGGGGUGCAUUCGUUAAUUUAUUUAUCGAACCGGUUGGGUUUUUUUUUUCUGCGCGGAGCGGACACAACACGAGAGAGAAAAAAAGGAGAGGCAGCGACAUGGGACACAUUCAGUCUGGUCAGUACUGAAGCCGUUUACCAUUGCUGUUAAUCAGCGUGACCUUGGAGAAGAGGAGAUGGGCCACAAUACAGUGUUUGCCUGCCUGCAUCCAUAAUCCCAACAGCCUCCCCCUCUCCCUACUCUUACUCCCCCCCACUCCUUCCUACCCUCCCUCCCUUCUGUUCCCAAUACCCACCCAACAUCCCUAGAUCCUACUCGCUACGACUCCCCUCUUCAUUUUCACAAACUGCAACACCAACGGAACACCAAAAGGAACACACUUAAAAACCAAAACCACACUGCACCUUGAAGUAAAAAGUUGCAUGGAAACGAGAUACCUCAUUCUCCUAGUAUUCUCAAGCGCUUCAAAGCCAGUCAGGAUGAGUGACGGUGCACGGUGAUGAUGGCGAAAAAGCAAGAUGCCCGGACGCCCACCCACAACCUGAUUGUGGUGGGUCUGUCCGGGACGGAGAAGGAGAAGGGCCAGUGCGGGGUUGGCAAGUCUUGCCUCUGCAACCGCUUUGUCCGCCCCAGUGCCGAUGACUUCUACCUAGACCACACUUCGGUGCUGAGCACCAGUGACUUUGGGGGCCGAGUGGUCAACAACGAUCACUUCCUCUUUUGGGGGGAGGUGAUGAGGCCGGUAGAGGAGGGAUGGGAGUGCCGGAUGCACGUGGUGGAGCAAACAGAGUUUAUCGAUGACCAGACUUUCCAGCCCCACCGCAGCACAGCCUUGCAGCCCUACAUCAAGCGGGCAGCCUCCACCAAACUGGCUUCAGCAGAAAAGCUGAUGUACUUUUGCACAGACCAGCUGGGGCUGGAGCAGGACUUUGAGCAGAAGCAGAUGCCCGAGGGCAAGCUUCUGGUGGACGGCUUCCUCUUGUGUGUGGACGUAAGCCGCGGAAUGAACCGCAACUUCGACGACCAGCUGAAGUUCGUCAACAACCUCCACAACCAGCUGGCCAAGACCAAGAAACCCGUAGUCCUGGUGCUGACUAAAUGUGAUGAGGGUGUGGAACGAUACAUCAAGGACUCUCACACCUUCGCCCUCACCAAAAAGAAUCUGGUGGUGGUGGAGACGUCUGCGCGCUCAAACGUGAAUGUGGACCUGGCCUUCCUCACGCUGGUGCAGUUGAUUGACAAGAGCAGGGGUAAACCCAAGAUCAUCCCCUACUAUGAAGCACUCAAGCAGCAGAGCCAGCAGAUCGCCACCUCAAAGGACCGCUACGAGUGGCUCGUGAGCCGCAUCGUCAAGAACCACAAUGAAAACUGGCCCAACAUCUGCAGGAGGAUGCAGUCCUCCCCAGAGUACCAGGAGUACGUCUUCUUGGAAGGCACUCAGAAGGCCAAGAAGCUCUUUUUGCAGCACGUGCACAGGCUCAAGCAGGAACACAUAGAGAAACGGCGCAAGAUGUACCUCGGCACAUUGCCCCAAGCUUUGAACUGCCUGAUACCCGAGCUGGAGGAGAUCGACCGCCUCAGCUGGAGCCGGGUCCAGCACCUGCUAGAGACAAAGGGAGACUUUUCCAACUGGUUUGUGGUCCUCGACGAGACCCCGUGGGAUGCCACGUCGCACAUAGACAACAUGGAGGACGAGCGCAUCCCCCUGGACCUGCUGGACACUGUGGUGGCUGAGCAAGUCUACGACGCUCACCUGCAGAGGUUGCGCAAUGAACGGAAGCGGGCAGAGAUGCGGCGACUCUUCAAAGAGAGCUUGGAGACGUCUCCCUUCAUCACGGCUGGAAAGCCCUGGGAGGAAGCACGCAGCUUCAUCAUGAAUGAGGAGUUCUACCAGUGGCUGGAGGAACCAGAGUAUCUGGAUAUUUAUAACCGGCACCAGAAGGAAAUCAUCGAGCGGGCGAAGGAGGACUUCCAGGAGUUGCUCCUGGAAUAUUCAGAGCUUUUCUAUGAGUUGGAGGUAGAUGCCAAGCCCAGCAAAGAGAAGAUGGGGGCCAUCCAGGAGGUCCUGGGCGAGGAGCAGAGGUUCAAGGCCCUGCAGAAGCUGCAGGCAGAGCGGGAUGCCUUGGUCCUCAAGCACAUCCACUUUGUCUACCAUCCCACCAAGGAGACAUGCCCAAGCAGUUCACAAUGUGGGGACAGCAAGAUCGAGCAGCUUCUGGCCUCCCGCUUCCUGGUGCGACCCCACCAUCAGGACAGUGGGAACCACAAGUCAUAUACACCGUCGGCAGACAGCAAGGCUGACCGGAUCAACCUGGUCAUCCUGGGCAAGGACGGGCUGGCCCGAGAACUAGCCAAUGAAAUCCGGGCUCUCUGCACCAGUGAUGACCGGUACCUGCUGGACGGAAAGAUGUAUGAACUCUCGCUGCGGCCCAUUGAAGGCAACGUUCGCCUACCUGUUAACUCUUUCCAGACAGCCUCUUUCCAGCCCCAUGGCUGCCUCUGCCUCUACAACUCCAAGGAGUCCUUGUCCUACGUCCUGGAGAGCAUAGAAAAGAGUCGGGAAUCCACUCUGGGCAGGAGGGACAACCACAUGGCACAGCUCCCCAUGACUCUCAUCCUGGUCACAAAGCGUGGGGUCGGUUCUAUAGGAGACAUAGGUGGAGAGACUACCCACAGCCUGAUCAUCCAGGGCCAGCAGGUAGCCAGCAAGCUCCAGUGCGUCUUUUUAGACCCGGCUUCAACAGGCUUGGGCUAUGGCCGCAGUGUGAAUGAGAAGCAGAUCAACCAGGUUUUGAAGAGCUUGCUGGACUCGAAACGGAACCGUAACCUGGUGGGUGGGGGUGGUUCUGGCUCCCCAUCUCUCCAUCCAGUGUCCAGCAUUAAAGACUUGCAUCAUCAACAGCAGCAACAGUUACAGAACCCUGAAGCAGACCUGCGCAUCGUUAUGUGUCUGAUGUGUGGGGAUUCAUACGACGUCGACCAGCUCCUUUCCCCUCUCCUGCUUCCCCAGCACUGCAGGCCUUCCCAGUCAUCAGCCAGCAGUGGGAGCUCGGUCCUCCUUGAGCUAUCAGUAGGUGGCCAGCGACAGAGCAUCGACCUCUCCAUCCUCUCCUACCACUCUUCCUUCAGCGUGCGCAAGAGCCGGCUGGUGCAUGGUUACAUCGUAGUGUACUCUGCCAAGCGGAAGGCCUCUCUCGCCAUGCUGUGCGCUUUUCUCUGCGAGAUCCAGGAUAUCAUCCCUGUGCAACUCCUAGCCGUCGGUGAGAGCCAGUCUGAGCUGACUGACUGCGAGGCAGCCAGGGACCAGCUGAGCCAAGGCGAAGAACUAGCCCAGGAGAUCGAAGGGAGGUUUGCCAGUGUGGUUUGUGACGGGAGUGGGAGCCUGCUCUUGCAGCAGCAGCACAGAGUAGACCUCUUCAACCAUUUCUUCAAAGAUGUGGUGGAGAAGAAGACUAUAGUGGAGGCUACUCACAUGUACGACAACGUGGCGGAGGCCUGCAGCACCAAUGAGAGCGUCCACUCCCCUAGAGGAGGCUCGCCCAGCCCGGUCACCACCCUGCUGGACUCCGAGGAUGACGUAGAGCCCUCUUCGCCUUAUGCCUCUCUCCGGGAGGACAACACCUUCUCUUCCCAUGGUGGGGUCAAGCUCCCGUCCACCUGCGAACUGGAAGCCAGCGACACCUUCUCCCUCAUCUCGGAUAUCAGGACAUUUGAGAGCAAGCUCAACAAUAAGGUGCCACCGCCAGUCCGGCCCAAGCCUACAGGCCACUUUGACUUCCGCAAAGUCAACACCAGCAGUUUCAUGGACACGGGCAGCCACAGGCGCUCGCUCCCAUCGGCGGUCACAUGGGCCCCUGGGGACGGAGGCUACGACCCUUCAGAUUACGCAGAGCCCAUGGACGCAGUGGCCAAGCCUCGGCCCAGCGAGGAGGACACUAUCUACUCCAUUCCUGAUGGCAUCACACAAGGCAAGAUCAUCACGGUCCGCAACACCAACAAGACACACUCAAAUGGUGGGGGCAACGGGUCGGACAGCGAGGUGGACAGCAGCUCGCUGGAGCGUCGGCGCAAGCUCUCCUCCGUUGGCGCCAAGCCUCGGCUGUACCGAGACCGGUCCAAGCGGCUGGGCAAGUUCAGCAGUUUCCGCACCAGCUUCUCCAUCGGCAGCGACGACGAGCUGGGAGGACCGCCCAGGAAGAAGGCAGAGGACGAGAGCGGGCCAAACAAGGGCGACAACUCGGUGAUCGAGAACGAGGGAGAGGACCCCAAGAGGAGGAACAUCCUCAAGAGCCUUCGCAGGACCACCAAGAAAACUAGGCCCAAGCCUCGACACUCCCUCACCAAACCCCCUAUGGAGAGCAACUAUUUCGGGGUGCCGCUGGUCAACGUGGUAUCAGCAGAGCGGCCCAUUCCUCUCUUCAUUGAGAAGUGCAUCAGAUACAUUGAGGCGACAGGGAUUAGCACUGAAGGAAUCUACCGAGUGAGUGGAAACAAGGCAGAGAUGGAGAGCUUGCAGAGGCAGUUUGAUCUGGAUCACAGUCUGGACUUUGCGGAGAAGGACUUCACUGUGAACGCGGUGGCUGGAGCCAUGAAGAGUUUCUUCUCAGAGCUGCCUGAUCCCCUGGUGCCCUACAGCAUGCAGGCGGAGCUUGUGGAGGCUCACAAAAUCAACGACCGGGAGCAGAAGCUGCACACACUCAAGGACGUUCUGAGGAAGUUCCCCAAGGAGAACCUGGAGCUCUUCAAAUAUGUCAUCAGUCACUUGAACAAGGUAAGCCAUCACAGCCGUCAGAACCUGAUGACUAGUGAAAACCUGUCAAUCUGCUUCUGGCCGACGCUGAUGCUGCCGGACUUCACCACCACGGAUGCCCUGACUGCCACCCGCACCUACCAGACAAUCAUCGAGCUCUUCAUCUACCAGUGCGAUUUCUUCUUCUACAAUCAGCCCAUUGCUGAGACCCCCAGCGGGCUGCCAGGAUCCCCCACUACCAUGACCACCAGCUCCAACUACUCCCCUUACUCUACCUCCCCAGCCGCCUCCCAGAACCAGCAAUCCCCACCCCACUCGCCCCCUGCCACUCCCCUCUCCCCAGUGCAGUCUCUCCUGCCAGCCCUGAACCCUCACACCCUGCCACCUGAGCAACAGAUACUGUGAGAGAGAGAGAGACUUCUACACAUGCCAUUCAAAGAGCAAGCUCCUAAGAGGCAGCGCUUGGGGUUUGGGGGUGGGUGGGACAAGUUCAAAAGAUAUACGAACGCAUCUUGUUUUGUUACAUUUUUUUUUCUUUUCGGGAGAUCGUUUUUUUUUUUCUGUUCACUUGGCAACCUUUUUCCUCCAGCAGCAGUGGCAAUGGGGAGAUACUGGAAAGGAAAGUGGAGAAAGUGCCAACAUUGCCUGUCUGUUAACAGGCUGAAGAGCUCUGGUGCAGGGUGAUACACAGCGGGGGGGGCGGGUAGUAGCUACUGCUCUUUAUGGGUGUGGAAUGGGAGAGAAAUGCCCUACACUGUGUCUGCCUUUAGACAUGUUGUAGGCUGUCAAGUAUUGAGAAUGAAGGAGAUUGGGCUCAUCCACGCUGGUACUCGAGUGUUAAAAUAGUCAGGGGUGCGAGGGGGGGGGGGGGGUUCAGGAACCAAUUGAGCCGUAAGAGCCCGAGAAAUCUGUUGUAUAACUGUUAGCUGGGAUUUUUUAAAACAACAAAUAAAUGAACUCCUUUUAGCUGUUGAUUUAAGAACCCGUGCAGCGGGACACCCUGUUCUGGCGAUCGCCAGUCCGUAUUCCAAACCCCAGCAGGAUUACUCUGGUCCCUCAAUGGAUCUUCUGGGGGAAAUCUGGAUUUGAAAACACUAUGAACAUUCCUUGACUCCUAUGGUUCAGAUUGUUGGAAAAUACAUUGUUGGACUUUAUAACUUAUGGAGUCAUCACCAGCAGAGCUGGACUUUGUGUUUUUGAUUGUCGUUUUUUUGUCUAGUGUGGAGUUAUCCCGGUAUUGGAUUGUAGCGUGUAAGGAACAUGUUGUUUGAUGUGCUGGUUCUUGGGGAUGGGUGUGUCCUGGAUAGAGUAAUUUUCAUCACUACGUUAAGAGUGAGAUGGAUGUUUGGCAAGGGGAGGCACUUUGAAAACUGGGUUUUCUCAGCUUUCUGCAUGCAUCAAGUGAUAAAGCAAGGCACAGUAAUAAUAUUACAAGUACAUGGCUUCGAUUCACCCUCUCUCCCAUGCCACAGAUUCGUUAUAUUUGUGUAUUGUGAUCUCAAGCUGGGCAAAUCGUUUGAAAAGUGAACCUCACCCGAUGGCUUGUGAAAACGUCCCUCCCACACUGUCUGCAUGUUGAAAUACCUUCCUUCUUUUGAGAGUAACUGUGUACCAUUAACUGCUUAGUAGCCAGGUAAUGCUACAAAAACCAUUCCAAACACUUUCCUCCCAAAUCUUUGACUCUGUCCAAUCCAAUUCUGCAGUGCCCUGCUGCAUGUUGAUUUUCUGCGAGCCGUUCCUUAAAGGGGAGGUCUCAAGUAGCCUAUUUGUUUUAGACGUUAGGCCUUGGAGGGCUUUAGGUUAGCAUGACUGAUGUGAACGAUGAACUGGACAGAAGGACUGACAUACGCUGCGGUAACCUUUCACUACCAGAAUGUUUGUUUUGUUUUAUUAGGCUUGUUUUUCACCUCCCCAGUUUUUUUCCUGAGUUUUGCUGCUGUGUACCGUGCAGAUCUGAAUUACAGUGUAUCUGGUUUCAUUAGGUACGUAAUACACUUUUAGGGGAUUCAGGUUGGCUGACAACCUUUUUUUUUCCCCCUCUAUUUUUUUGGAGCACUAAGGGGUUUGAUAAAACAUACAGCUUUGCUUUAUUGUAAAUUGCAUUAUCACUACACUACACACAGUCACAAUGAAAGCUGCAGUAAAUGAGUUGCCUUUUUUUCACAUUUAAUUCCCUCCUCCCCAUACAAAUAACUAAUUCUGAAUUAAACUAAAAGUUAAUUACUUGCUCAGAACAGUACAUGAAUUAAUUUAAAUCCUUGGGUUAAAUCUAUCCAGCUCUAUAAAAUUGAGAUUUAUUAGGUUUUAAUAUCCUCUUGGCUCCCUAGGUGUAUUUUACAAUAUACUGUAUAGUAAGGAAGGACGUGCAUUGGCUGUACUGCUAGAGCCCUGUGAAACUGCAUGGUCUUUCAAACACAUUUAAGCACUACUAAUAGAUUUUUGUUUUAUAUAAAAGGGUAACGCCACAGAGCUACUAAAUCUAGGGAGUCAUAGGCUGUGAAUAAUAAAAUAAUAACCCAUAGCAAUUUAAUCCCUUGCUGGUUUUAUCGACGCUUUCAGCUCAGUUUGUCCAGCAUUGUCUCUCUCGGACACUCUCUCGUUAGGCCUGCAAUUUUAAAAGCAACCCGUUUGUUGGAAACCUGUUAACUCAGAAGCUGAAAAGUGGAGUGAGUUGUGAUGGAUCAAUCUCCUUACUGAGAAUACGCCCGAGAGAGGGGCUUCGGAUCGGAUUAGCACGCACAGGGCAGCACUCUUUGAGAACCUGGUUUUGGGAAGUGGAAACGCAACGUUUUGUUGAACUGAUGCCUGCAGUAAAACCUGCAUCUUACUGCAAUGUAAGAGGAACAUUGUGUAAGCUGUUUUCAGAUUGACGCACUUCUUUUUGUCCAGUUGAGUGGCAUUUCGGUAGAUAUUUUUGAGGCACGUGGCGGUGCACGUUUUUAUCCCACUUCAAACAGCUGCGAUGACAGCACCCUGGCUGUCAAUAGCCACAAGGGUAAGAUGACUGUAAUAGUUUAAUCUCACUGAAUUGUUGCCACUUUUAUAUAUUUGUAUGGAAGAAAUCAAGUACUGUACUAAAAAAAAUAAUAAAUAUACACUGCAGUUAAGCAGAAUUUUUUUUUUUUUAAUUCUGAAUUUACUCAAUGCAGAUUUCUUUCAAGAUGGAACUGGUUGGUCUUGCUUUCAAAACCUGCAUGACAAUAUUAAAAAAUUGCUCCGCCUGCAUUGCUGGAGUGCUGCAGGGUGACCCGCGAGCUACAAUGAGCUUUGCCGCCUCCUUGUGUUGGAAACUGGUAUUGCAGCCGAGGUUUACUGUAAAAGAACGCUUUGGGAAUCUGUUCUCCCCUGGAGUCCAGUUGUCUUGUAUGUACUGUAGCGUUUCUGAAAGUAGUGGGGAAAGGGAAGAGCACAGAUGGUGAUGUAGAAGGGAAGAGAAAGUAUGUGUGUGUUUUUUAAAUUCUAAUUCGAAUGGGGUAUUUAACAGUUAGACCCACCUGCUGGCUGAUAAUUGCACAGCUUUUUUCCCCCUGUAUAGUGUUGAUAGGAGUAUAGUGUUUUUUUUAGCAAAUUUUUUUUUGCUAUUAUGAAAAGUCUACGUCAGUCAUGAGAUGCUUCUGUAUUUUCACGUUCAAACUUUGAUAACCAAGACCUUGAAGAAGCUUGUGUAACAUUCUAAUUCCCUGCUUUGAAAUUGUUUUCUUCCCUUUUUUCUUCAUUCAUUAAUUGGAGAUAUGCAGAAGCUAUAGAUUGAGUUCGCUUAAAACCCAUGCGAAUGCUGGAUGUUCAAGAAUGACGCAGUCAUACAAGUUUGUUCUUUUUUUAAAAUCUGUAGCGUGGCUCUUCAAUUACCUGCAUAUCAUUAAAUAAAAUAAUGAACAAACAAAUGAAAAGCAGCUAGGAACCAAAAGCUUUUUAUCCUUGUGAAAGGGGGAGCAAUGAUAAGGUUGCGCUCUCCUAAAUUAAGAGAAUUUAUUUUGGUUCUUAAACAAAGAAAGGUGGUCUUUUAAAAGAACAUUGCUGUUCAGUAUGUUGUCUUGAAUGAGUUUCAUUACAGACUGCCGAUUACUCUGCCUGACAAACUGGAGGGGAAAACAAAUUGUAGGAUUCAAAUUCAUACACUAGUUAAGAAGAGUGUGCUGCUGUAAACUAGGAAUAGACAGAUCUGUUAGUAUGCUUUAAUACAAGGGAUGUUUUGAGAAUCGCAAGUAAAUCUGGAGUUGCCUGUCCCGUUGCCUUCACUGAAACCACUGUACCAGUGUAUGUGAACACUAGUCUUGCCUGCUAACCAUAAAAAACCAGUAUGGGAUUUCCCAGUCUGUGUUGAACAGCCUCAGACCCAGUUCCCCAAAUUGCUGGGAAUAGCUGUCAGGUGAUCUGCCCAUUCUCUUCACUGCAACUAACUUGCAGGAAACUGCUGACUCUAUUUCAGACCAUAUUUCAGGACUAUCUAGUCUGUUUUCAGCUGUGUAUGGCUUUGCAGACAGGGCAUCGUCUGUACAAUGCUAUCUUGAAGUCACGCUAUGUUCCCUGUGAGUGAGUAGGAUAGAAAGAUUCAAUUGCUUCUUUGCAACAGUAAUCCUUGGCUCUGAUAACUGAAACUAAAAUGUAAAAAUGAGCAAAAGUGUAAACAUUACUUCAAAGUUCAACAGAUGUCUAGUUUUUUGUGAAUUGGGCACAAUAUCAGAUACAAAUUCAGUUUGACGUUUUGCUCUAUUUGUAACCACUAGGCCAGGGUGUCUAUUUUACUCCGUGUGCAACAGUAGCUCCGACAGACAGACGGACCAACACGCUCGCUCGCACAGACAGCAGACACAGAGGGGCUGGGGAUGAGGAAGGGUGGGGUAUCGGCUCGAAUCCAUUGUGUGUUCAUUAAAACAUCUUCAUCGAUGUAAAACACUUGAAAAUAAAGAUGUCUUUUACUCUGUUGCUGGAGAUCUUAAUGAUAAUCUAGUGAAUGCUGCACUUUUUAUUAUUAUUUUUUUUUUUUUUCUUUUUUAGCAAAAUUUUAAAUAAAUAAAUAAUUAAAACUAUCCGAAGGGACCUGUAUUGUUGUCCAGGGUCACUGAGCCACUUCAUAUGAAGGUGUUUGUACCUUUAUGUUUUCCCUGUUGUGUCCUAGUUUAUGUAAAACACAAGUAGGCAAGCCAUGUGGGUUCACAAUGAUAGGAACCCAUUUUCUUACGGGACGUGAGAAUGGGGUACAGGGCCAGUCGUUUGAAGUCUGCUAUUGUAAACGUGUCUGAAUAAUGCCAAAUGUAUCCAUUUAUCAUGAAAUGCUGGGAGCAACCGUUUGGCACCCCCCCCCCCCCAAAAAAAAAGACGUCAUAACGGCUAUUAAUCCCCAGUGCAUUGGACUAGGUCUGGCACUCAGAUGUGAAGGAAAGCAUUUACAAAAUACCUGGGAAUUGUUGAGUUAAAAAAUCCAAAAUUGAGUUGUGGGAGAUGGCAAUUAAGUAAACCAAAUAAACACUUUUCAGGGCUAACAAGUAAUUCAAAAAGCCAGAACCUGAUCUGCGAAGUUUGGUGAAGUUAUGCUGUCGGCCCCUGCUUUGAGUGAAUUGUAUCUUUGGGAACAGUUUGAGGUCUUGGCUAUGUACUGUCUGUAUUAUUCUAGCGCUUGACCCAAGCCUUCCCCUUCCCUGCCCAUGUGAAUCAAGCUGUUCUAUAUAUGCCGAUAUAAUCUUUUUCUAAAUUGCGGGUCUGUUCUCAUACGACUGAGAGACACUGCUUGUAAUUAAACAAAUGUAUUUCAAAGUUAAACACUAGUUAUGUCACCUUGUUUUGUAUUUUGUUUUAUUAGCUGCCUUUAGGAAAAAAAAAAAAAAAAGGAAAGGUUUGCAAUUGUAUUUGUUUCGUCAGACAAUUGAUGUGCAGGGGGAGAUAUUUUGCUGCUUCCAAGCUUUCGUUGGUACUUUGUAAUUUUUUUUUUCUCCUGUAAUAUGUUCUCUUUCUCUUAUAUCUAUUCUAUCUCGCAUAUAUAUAUAUAUAUAUAUAUAUAUAUAUAUAUAUACACACACACACACACACUGAAUUAACACUACUCCUUUUGAGGUGUAAAGCAAUGAAAGAAAACAACUUGUAUUAAUGUGGUAUUUGGUUAGACGAUGUAUGUGGCUGCAAUUUUUUUUCUUUCUUUUGCAAGAAUGGUGGCAGACUCUGUCUAAGUUAAAUGAAACUAUUAAAAUGGUUAUUUCUUUGUAUGCUAGGGUGCUAACAAUCUCCUUUAGUCCUUGGUGAUUUAGAAAACAUGUUCUUCUGUUUUAUUUUAAUAAUAAUUAAAUACAAAAAGCAAACCCAUUUUUAACAGUUUUGUGGCUGGUGUUAAGAGGCAACUCAAUAUAGUGCAUGAUUGCUUGCAAAACAAGCAAGGGAGUGUUUACUGCUCUGCAUUUAAAAAAUACAAAAAAAAAAAAAUCAUGUUUAUUAUUUGCUAAAAGUAUCGUAAUUUGUCUCCAUGGGAAUGGUGUAAAAACAUUUAAGGCCUUAUGUGACAUGUAUCAUAGUUAAUAAAUCAAUCUUGUAAAAA
Molecule: messenger RNA, 11752 nt
Organism: Polyodon spathula (Mississippi paddlefish)
Lineage: Eukaryota; Metazoa; Chordata; Actinopteri; Acipenseriformes; Polyodontidae
Product: rho GTPase-activating protein 35-like
Exons: 7
Coding region: 976-5631 (1551 amino acids)
Biological process (GO): signal transduction
Molecular function (GO): GTPase activity; GTP binding
Source: RefSeq, a predicted model, not a curated record